AUGAGUAACAAUUUAGAAAAUGAUAGAUCGGUCACAACUGGAAAAAUGUAUCCCAUCGACUUGGCUCCUCAGAAAAUAACUAUUGUUAAGGGAAUAUCUAACAAUGAAGUAAAAAUGGCUCAUUUAAUACCAGGGCCACCGAAAACCACCAGUAAUAGUCAAAUAAUAACUCAUGGCGGGACGGGAUCUAUGGGCUUGAUGCGUACAGCAGCACAAAUUAUUUCUCCUGGCGUCGCUUCUCAGCCUCAAAUGAUUAUAAGUGGCUCACCAAUUUUACAAGGGACACAGAUAGUAAGCCAGGGGUCUCAGCUGUUGGGGCAAAAUUCACAAAUAAUAUCACAAUCUCAACUAAUUUCCAGUGGCCAGAUUCUUAGUCCUGGCACGCAGAUAAUAAGCCAAGGCACUCAAUUAUCAGCUCAAGUCACUAAUGCUAACAAUACGCUAUCCAGUAGUGUGCAGUCUAAUACUAGUAAUACUGGAAAUAGUGCACAAUUAUUAAAUGUAGGUGGUUUAGUUAGUGGUUCGGGUAACUUAGUAGUCAGUUCUUCUGUGCGUACUUUACCACCAAGUGUUAGAGUACUACCACCUAUGCCACAACAAAACCCUCGACCAGUAUUACCAAACAUGAAUGUAAGUAAUUCUGGAGGUGUGUUGGUAAGUAAAGGGGUCACAAGCCAUGUGCCUCGUGGGCUGGCAGCAGGAGCUUCACUUGCUGUUCGGCCUGUAGCCAAUCCCCAGCCAGUUUCUAAUCAAGGUGCCUGGUCAAACAGUACGCGAGGAGGACGGGGCCGUGCGCUGGUGUACGGCUGCCGCGCGCGGUCGCCGGCGCCCCGCGCGCCCCCCGCGCAGCCCCCGCAGCCCGCCACGCCGCCCGCACCUCCAGUGCAGCCCACACACUCCACACUUGUUACUAUGGCAUCUAGCACUGUGCUCACUUCCAGUGGUGUAAUAUCGAGCACGGUUCGAGGUGCUGCGCCGCGUGCGACCACGCCCACGCCGGCGCCCGCCUCGCGCCCUCUGCCGCUCCUACAGAGGAACUACCAGCCCACUAAGGUGGUAGGCGUGGCGAGCGUGCGCGGCGUGGGCAACAGCGCGCCGCCGCAGCUGUACUACGAGGUGCCGCGGCCGGCGCCGCACCAGCCGCUGCACUCCCAGCAGAUACAGCAACAGCUCCGUCCCAUCACUAUAAGCGUCGUGACCACCGCGCAGGCCGCGGAGCCGCGCCAGCAGCCCGCCUCCGUCCAGUCCUCUAUCCUGCCCCGACCUUCCAUAUUACGGAAACGGGAUGUUGAAGGAUCUCCAACCAAAGCACUACACACACUGAACACGGUAACAACGAUAGUCGAGAACAUCAACGCUCUAAGCUACAACUCAAACUCAGUAGGACAAGUGUACCGCACUAGCGGGGGUGGUGGGGGAAUAGGGGGUGCGGGGGUGGUGGGGGGUGCAGGCGCGGGGUGGGAGGACGUGCCUCGAGCCCCGGGCUCCGGCACCGGCUCUACGACCAUAUCCGCCCCAUCCUCCCCUCCGCCAGAUGUGGAGCCCGACCCCCCCACUCCUGAACAGGAUCUGUCCCCUAGAAAGAAGCCAAGAAAGCAAACGUUAAUUAAUGAAAUAAGGCAGUACGAGUUCCCCACAGUGCACGCGCCGCCCUCGCCGCCCCCUCCGGUUACCGUCACUCCACUACCCAAACGCCCGUCCCUCAGCUCGAGCUACGUGUGCGCGUGGCGCAGCACGGAGCGGCACUUCGCGCGGCCGGCGGACGUGCGCCGCAAGGAGGCGCGCGCGCGCGACAUCGUCGCCAUCGCCAGCCAGAAGCACGUGCUCACCAGCGCCGAGGGCUGGAAGGUGCACCAUCUCACCGCGCAGAUGGAUGAUCUAGUCUCUCUGGAAGCAGAUGUGGGUGAGCAGCUAGUUGGUGUACUGCGUGCGUUAGAAGCUGCGUCCACGCGAGCACAAUUUCCUAUACAGACGUUACAGCACACAUUACUUGAACUCAUUAAGGGUAACAUACAGCGGAGUAAAAUAGUAUGUGAAGGAAUACAAGAGGCUCGUGAAGAUAUUCUCCGUGUGUUUAAACACAGAAAUUUUGUUUCCGAUAUUCUCACACGUCAGGCUGACAAACGGUGUUUUAGGAAACAUCGGUCGCAGUCA
This is a messenger RNA of Brenthis ino (lesser marbled fritillary), 2154 nucleotides long. The record is from the annotation of a GenBank genome assembly. Lineage: Eukaryota; Metazoa; Arthropoda; Insecta; Lepidoptera; Nymphalidae.